GAUAUUAACAUUGGAAUCGUUAUUCCUAUCCACAGAUAUGACCGUUACAACAUAUGCAGCUCACAAUAUCGAGAAGUGGGAUCAUUCCAAAGAGUGCAAGCAGCCAUCUUUGCCAUUGACGAAAUAAACAACAAAACAACGCUUCUACCAAAUAUUAAGUUGGGAUACACGUUAAUGGAUGAUUGUUCUAAGGACACCACAGCUUUAGCUCGUACGUUGCAUUUUAUUCAAGAAGCGAAUAAAACCAGAAGUGAAGAUGACGAAGGUCUAGUUGCUUAUGAUGUUGUUGGUGUUAUAGGCACUGAGAGCAGUAGGAACUCUGUACAAAUGGCAGACAUGCUGUCAAUAUUCAGAGUCCCCAUUCUCAGUUAUCUGUCCACAAGUCCCAUACUCAGCGACAAAAAUGUAUACCCUUAUUUUUCCCGAAUCGUUCCGUCCGAUGUUCUCCAAGCUAAAGUAAUAGUUGAUGUGCUGGCCCACUUUGGAUGGGAGUAUAUAUCAGUUAUAUAUGCUGAAGGUAGUUAUGGUACAUUGGGAUUCCAGGCCGUUAAGAAAAGGAUUGAUGAUAUUGGUUCGUGUUUAGCAGUGACAACAGAAAUGAGACAGUCCUUCUCGGACGAUGAAUAUGAUGACAUAAUCAAGUCUCUCAAGAAAGCUCCAAGAGCAAAAGCGGUUGUGAUAUUUGCUCCUUUGGCUCAAACUAGGGCACUGAUGAAGGCCGUUGAUCGAAUGAACGCCUCUGGAGAUUUUACAUGGAUAGGUAGUGAUGCAUGGGGAAGAAAUAUUCAAGACUACGAUGGAAUCGAAAAGGCGGCAUUGGGAGCUAUAACUAUUAAGUUUUACUCACCAUCUGUCAAAAGAUUUGACGACUCAUUUAUGCAUCUAUCAGUUAAGUCCGCGCCAGAAAAUCCAUGGAUAAAACACUUUGUGGAAGCUCAUAAUAACUGCAAAUUUGAUGCUACCGGUAAUACAGCAGCAUGUAAUGACACAAUGAAUUUUGUUCCCAAUUACAAACAGGAGGUUACCGUUUCUCUAGUUAUGGACGCUGUUUAUGCGUAUGCUUUAGCCAUGAACAAGACACUCUCAGAAUGUCCAACUGGGUCUACUUCACCAAGAUUGUGUUUUAAUGGCUCGGAUUUGGUUGAGGCUUUGCGCAGUGUCACUUUCAAUGGCGAGCAUGGUAAAGUGGCUUUCAAUUCCGAGGGAGAUGGUGUCGCCGUUUAUGAGUUGCAGAAUUUUCAGUUGGUUAAUGGAGAGUAUGUUCUGAGACCUAUUGGGUUAUGGGAUAGCGAGGUCAAGAAUUUUACCACAUUUAGUCCCGAAAAUAUACUAUGGAACCCAUUACUAACCUUAGAAAAGAACAAUCUUCCCAAAUCCACGUGUAGUGACCCAUGCGAAGCUGGGUACCAGCAAGUAGUGACGCAACCUCAUUGUUGUUGGUACUGUCAGAAGUGUCGAGAUAACGAGAGAACAGUUAUGAGGGAAGGAUUAGCUAAAUGUGAUAUCUGUCCUAAACAGGGUAAUUAUACUUGGCCAGAUGAAGAAACAAAGGAAUCGUGUGUGAAUAUUGAGCCCACGAUUGUAAAAGUUCAAGACUUUACUGGAGCGUUGAUCGUCUCGUUCGAUAUCGUGACCAUUAUGUUAGCCAUUUUGGUUACCGUGUUCUACAUUCUCAACAACCAAGAGAAACUUAUCAAAGCAAGCAGUAGGGAGUUGUCGUAUUUGAUACUUGUCGGAGUGUUCCUUUCUAGUAUAUUCGUUACAUUCUUCGUAGUUUAUCCUACGGACUUUACAUGCACCGUCACCGAUCUGGGAUUUCAUCUAAGUUUUUCAUUUUCCUAUGGACCGCUACUGAUAAAGACUAACAGAAUAUACAGAAUAUUUACAUCUGGAAAGAAGUCAAAAGCUCGACCGCCAUUUAUUGAGUCGAAGUACCAGAUGAGUUUUGCUAUUAUAACAAUUCUUGUACAGGUAAAGCAUUUCUUUAUAGACCUAUAUUUCUUCCCUGCAGCUACGGGCCUGGGUUCUUUGCCACUUAUCAUCGUAACGACGUUCACUAUUAUGGAUAAUCCAAAAGCCGUAGCUCAGAUGCCAAGUUUUGCAGAGCGCUAUGUUGAAAUCACCUGUCAACUACCAGAGAUUGGGUUCCUAUGUUCCCUUACAUAUAAUAUGUUAUUAGUCUUACUUUGUACUUUCCAUGCCAUAAAAACUAGAAAAUUACCCGAUAAUUUCAACGAAUCUAAAUUUAUAAGUUUUUGCGUUUACACUACCAUUGUACUUUGGUUGGCUUUUAUUCCGACAUAUUUCACAACUACUAAAACUAAUUAUAAAGCCAUGUUUUUAUCUUUGGCUAUGUUAGCCAAUUCUUUAGUCACGCUAUGUUUCUUGUUUUUACCUAAAUUAUAUGCUUUG
Molecule: messenger RNA, 2412 nt
Organism: Lottia gigantea (owl limpet)
Lineage: Eukaryota; Metazoa; Mollusca; Gastropoda; Lottiidae
Exons: 2
Biological process (GO): regulation of synaptic transmission, glutamatergic; G protein-coupled glutamate receptor signaling pathway
Cellular component (GO): membrane
Molecular function (GO): group II metabotropic glutamate receptor activity
Source: RefSeq, a predicted model, not a curated record